This is a messenger RNA of Ipomoea triloba (trilobed morning glory), 1034 nucleotides long. Its product is annotated as oil body-associated protein 1A-like. Bases 17 to 748 code for a protein of 243 amino acids. The transcript has 3 exons. NCBI's taxonomy places the organism in Eukaryota, Viridiplantae, Streptophyta, Magnoliopsida, Solanales, Convolvulaceae. The record is from RefSeq and is a predicted model, not a curated record.
UUUAAACAAAAAUAUAAUGGAAGGCAAGAACGUGUCGACGCACCCGGACGUUCCCGGCGAGGCAACCCAUACCGGCACCUCCCUCCUGGAAACCGCCACCGCCGCUAUCCAGGGUUUCGGCCCCGUCAACAAGAUCCACCAACACCUCUGCGCGUUUCAUUUCUACGGGCACGACAUGACGCGGCAGGUGGAGGCGCACCACUUCUGCGGCCACCAAAACGAGGAAUUCCGGCAGUGCCUGAUCUACGACAGCCCGGGCGCGGACGCCCGCCUCAUCGGGCUAGAAUACAUCAUCACGGAGGCGCUGUUCUUGACUCUUCCGGACAGCGAAAAGACGCUGUGGCACUCGCACGAGUACGAGGUGAAGAGCGGGGUGCUGUUCAUGCCGGGCGUGCCGGGUCCCAUCCAGCGCAAGGACAUGGAGUUAGUGUGCAAAACAUACGGUAAGGUUAUACACUUUUGGCAGGUGGAUCGCGGUGAUAACCUCCCCCUGGGUAUCCCUCAGAUCAUGAUGGCACUCACCAGAGAUGGCCAACUCUACGACACCCUUGCUCAAGAUGUCGAGAAGCGUUACAAGGUCUCGUUUGCGGAAGAGAAGGAGAAAAGGGCGUACAUUAAGGGGUUGGAGAAUGGGAUUCAUCCCCUAGCAAACGCAGGGGGAGUUGGGAUCCAAACAGUGCUUAGAGAGGUGGAUUGCAGCACUAAGCCUGUACAGUCCUCUACUGCUCCACCAAGAGUCUUUGUUUAACACUUUCAAAGUGUAGUGCACUCAGUGGCUUCAUCCCCAGCCUCCUCCCGAGCAGGAGGAUCAUGGUGUUCGUAGGGUUGGUGUCUAGUGUUCAUAGAGUUUAUAUGUACCGUACAUAGGAUAUCAAGUUAUAGUUGAGAAUACUAAGCAAUAUAUGUCUACAACGAGAAAUAAAAAGGGGUGAAUCAUGGUCCUCUUUGUUCAUACAUCCAAUAAAAAUGAAACAUUUGGUGGGGAUAAAAGUGGGAAUGCUGUGAAUUUAAUUGUAAAUGUACUAUUAAUAAUA